ACUGCAAAAUCAUAUUAGAAGAGAAAAAAAUAUUAAAUAUGGAAAAAGAAUAUAUUGGUAAGGAAGAAUUUAUCAAAAUAAAAGACCAAGCCUUGAUUAUUGAUGUGCGGGAUAAAUUAGAACACCAAACUCUUAAAACAUUUUUGAAUAGUAUUAAUAUACCUUAUGAAAACUUAAUUAUUGAACCGGAAAAAUAUAUUUCUGACCAAAAUAAACUAAUUAUUAUUUAUUGUAAUUAUGGUAAUCGUUCAGGCAAGGCGGCAAGUUUUUUGAGAAGAAAAGGUUAUUCGCAAGUUUUUGUUUUAAAAGGAGGAAUGUAUGGCACUCAGUAA
This is a messenger RNA of Funneliformis geosporum, 332 nucleotides long. The record is from the annotation of a GenBank genome assembly. NCBI's taxonomy places the organism in Eukaryota, Fungi, Glomeromycota, Glomeromycetes, Glomerales, Glomeraceae.